UGUGUGUGUGUACACUUCUCCAUCGCCCUUACGUCUACUUUGCUUUACCUGUUCAUUGGACUCAUUCAUGUCAAUCAAGCAGACAGGAUGCAGACCUUGACCCAGCAUGUCCCCUUCCCUCGGGCCGCUUACUCCCAAGCCCGGGAAAACCUGGUGAAGGCCAUCCCGCCCAAACUCCUCUGCUUGCUGGCCUGCGGGGGACUGGACUGUCGUUACGAAGGACCAGACUGUUGGAAAGCGAGCCAGCAGGUCAUCCGUGGCAUUUUCUCCUCAUGGGUGACCGAUGACAUCAUCGCUAUGGCACGGCCGUCCACAAUCUUGAUUGAAAAGUUCGACGUUAUAGAACAAUUUCAGAGGUUGAAUAUAAGAUCCAUCAUAAACAUGCAAGUACCUGGCGAACAUGCGCACUGCGGACCCCCUUUGGACCCUGGAAGUGGCUUCACAUACCUGCCGCAGAUCUUCAUGGAGAAUGACAUUUAUUUCUACAACUUUGGGAUGCCAGAUUUCGGCGUGUCCUCCCUCGUCGGCAUCAUCGAUGGCGUAAAGGUGUUGGCCUUCGCUGCGGGGGAGGGAAGGGUUGCUGUGCACUGCCACGCCGGUCUGGGCAGAACAGGUCUGGGCAGAACAGGUCUGGGUUGGGAUUUGCGCUAGCGGGUGUGGAUACACAACUUGACACUGAUUGCUCCACAGGUGUCCUAAUAGCCUGCUACUUAGUCUACACUUUGCGGAUCAGUCCCAGUGAGGCCGUGCACUACGUCCGCAUCAAAAGGCGGGCUGCAGCCAGGGCCACUUGCUGGCUGCAGCCCGCAGAUCGAGGAGGGGCUUAUUUUCCCUCAAUGUGGGCGGGUCUCAACGUUGAGCCCGCGGGCUCCAUCUGGUGGCGGAGAUCCGGCAGCACACAUUCUCAAACGUCAAUAAAGCUACUUUUAACUUGUCAAAUGUAUUUUUUUUACCAUGAAAAAACAAUUAAAAAAAUAUAUAUAUAUAUAUAUAAACCAUAGUAUGAAAAAAGGUUCAUGUAUUUGAUAGACUUAGACAUUCCUACUUUUAACUUGUCAAAUGUAUCUGCCAUCUUUUUUGUAGUUUUAUUCCUUUUUUAUUAUCUUCAUUAUUUUCUGUAUUGAUCCUACACUAUUAUUGUGUUUUUUUGUUACUUCUGAUAUGGCCUUGCCACGGUUUACUUGCUUGUUUAUUUAUUUAUUUUUUGUGUCUUUUUAUUUUGUAUUGUUUUACAUCUGAUCAACUUCUGUGACUUUCCUUUUCUUUUUUAAGUGUGAACGGUGGAGAGGUCCUCGAGAGGUGAUCUUGGGAUCACUUCCUGAGGAUCCUUGAUGCCGAGGAAUGUUCAUCCACUAUGGUCUGGAUAGCCUGUAGCUGAUCCUGAGCCAGAGCGGGAUGGAUGGAUAUAUAUAUAUAUAUAUAUAUAUAUAUAUAUAUAUAUAUAUAUAUAUAUAUAUAUAUAUACAUACAAAAUCUGGGUAUCUUUUCUAAUACUGUUUAUACUGUAAACCUUGAAUUGUUAAAGUUUAAGUGCACCUCUCUCCUCAAGUGUGCAUGUGAGUGGGUAUGAGUGGAUGUGCGAUUGUAUGAAGGUUU
Entelurus aequoreus (snake pipefish) is the source of this 1596-nucleotide messenger RNA. RefSeq names its product protein tyrosine phosphatase domain-containing protein 1-like. NCBI's taxonomy places the organism in Eukaryota, Metazoa, Chordata, Actinopteri, Syngnathiformes, Syngnathidae. Gene Ontology annotation, biological process: dephosphorylation; cilium assembly. Gene Ontology annotation, molecular function: phosphatase activity. The coding region runs from base 88 to 651 and encodes 187 amino acids. The transcript is spliced from 5 exons. The record is from RefSeq and is a predicted model, not a curated record.